Molecule: messenger RNA, 8170 nt
Organism: Orcinus orca (killer whale)
Lineage: Eukaryota; Metazoa; Chordata; Mammalia; Artiodactyla; Delphinidae
Gene: AMER3
Product: APC membrane recruitment protein 3
Exons: 2
Coding region: 201-2612 (803 amino acids)
Biological process (GO): regulation of canonical Wnt signaling pathway
Cellular component (GO): plasma membrane
Molecular function (GO): phosphatidylinositol-4,5-bisphosphate binding; beta-catenin binding
Source: RefSeq, a predicted model, not a curated record
CGCCCCUCACCCAUGCUCCUGGCACUUCUCUCCGAGCCAUCCCGGAGUUGCUUACUCCAUACUUUAUUCCUGCUCCCAGCGUGCAGACCCUCCUUCCUCAGCUCAGCGGGGAGAGAGUCCCACAACACUUCUGCCCCUCCCGCAAGACUGCGGCAGGCCACAGCACCGGCAGACGCCACACUCAGCAGGGACACUGCAGCAUGGAGCUGAAGAGAGGAAAGACAUUCAUCAAAUCUAGCCUGCAGAUUGACCAUGAGAAACCCCCAGAUGCAGCAGCCACUAUCCCGGCCAUGGAGGAUGCAGUCUCACCAGGAGGGCAGCAGCGACCCCACAGUGAGAGGGGCCCCCAGGUCAGUCCCAGCACCCAAGGAUAUGACAGGUGCUCCGACAAGGGGGCCCAGCCAGACGCCAAUGGGGGGCCUGCAGCUCUCUGUGGGACCACCUUCAAACUGGUGCAGAAGAGCAAGACUCAAGACACUGUGCCCAGGACUGACAGGGCAGCCGCAGCUACAGGGCAGCUGGUGGGCAGUGCAAGCUUCCCAGGGCCCCCCAGGAGCCAGCGCAUGAUUGACUACCGCCACUUUGUGCCCCAGAUGCCCUUUGUACCAGCUGUGGCCAAGAGCAUCCCAAGGAAGAGAAUUUCCCUGAAACGACCCAAGAAAUGUUUUCGGAAUCUAUUCCACAUCCGCAGAAACAAAACUGAGAAUUUGGCCUCGCUGGCAACCAAGGGGAAGAGCUUGUCCUCCCCUGAAGGCCCAUCAGAGGCUGGAGGGCAGCAAGGCACAGCUUGCUUCCCCUUGGGCGAGGGGCUGGGACUGGACAGCCUGUGCCAGGACCUGUCUGACAGUGAGUUCCUACCCGACUCCUCCUUUGACCUCUGCAGGGCCCUGUGUGAGGAUGUGGCCUCGCUCAAGAGCUUUGACUCACUCACCGGCUGCGGGGAGAUCUUUGCAGACGAGAGCUCAGUGCCAUCCCUGGAGCUGCAUGAGGGCCUGGAGAGCCCUGCCCGGGCAUCCCAGGCCCCUGACUGCAUGGCUUCCAGGGGCCCCUUCCAGGGCAGCGUAGAGCAGCUGGCAUCACCUGCCCAGAACGAGAUGUCUGACUUUGACAAGUUCUGGGACCGUGUGAAUCACUCGGUGAGGCAGCAACAUCGCGCCCUGCUAGGUCCGUGGCUGGGGGGCCCCCAGGGGUCAGACACAGACAAGCCCAGGCCAGAUGCAGCUGGGCUUGCUGAGCUCCCCCUGUGCCCAUGCAGGGACCCCCACGGCGGCUCCAAAGCCAGCUCCAUAGACACAGGCACGCCCAAGAGCGAGCGGCCAGAAUCUGUGUCCACGAGCGACGAGGGCUACUAUGACUCCUUCUCACCAGGCCUCGAGGAGGACAAGAAGGAGGCCCCGAGCCCAGGCACACCCGCAGCCGCCUUCCCCAGGGACAGCUACAGCGGAGACGCCCUCUACGAGCUCUUCUAUGACCCCACCGAGGGCCCUGGAAGCCCGAACCUGGACGACGACCUGUGCGUGUCUGAGAGUCUGUCGGGGCCGGCACUGGGAGCCCCGCUGUCCAUGUGCAGCUUCCACGUGGGGGCAGAAGAGAACCUGGCCGCCGCUCCAGGCCCAGACCUACUCAGCCAGAGCUUCUUGCAGAGCUCCUGGAGGGGCAAGGAGUGCCUGCUGAAGCUCUGCGACACCGAGCUUGCCAUCACCAUGGGCAUUAUCAACUGGCUCCGCCGGAGCCCAGAGCUCCGUGUCCCGCCUGCCUCGGCCCCCAGGGAGCCUGCAACGCCCCCGGGAGGACUGGUGGAGAAACCAGGAGCUGGCUCUGAGGUGUGCCUAGGUCCAGUGAAGCUGGAGGGCGGGGAGACCCGGGCCUUAGAUGCGGGGAGGACCUCCGUGAGCUCAGCACCCAGCAGGCGGGAGCUGUGGGCAUGUUCGGGCCCCAAGGGCCCGCUUGCUGGAGUGAGUGAGGUCCUAGCGGGGACCAAGCAGGGGACCAGCUCUCCAUCCAGGGACCCCCCUCUGGAGUGUGUGCAGGUCUCUGGGGAAGAAGGGACACAAGGCCACCCUGAAGGCUCGUUCUCCUCUGUGGGGUCUGCAGCCCCCAUGGCAACCAACACAUCCAGCAAAAACAAGGUCCCAAACCCCUCUGCCUGGCCUGGCUCCCAGGAGCCCAGUUUUCCUGGGAACCUGGGGUGUUUCCAAGGUCCCUGGAGGCCAGGUCUCGGGGGAAGCACCAUGGAUUUAGAGCUCACUCUGACAGGCUGUGUGGCCCAGGUGGCAGCCCUACAGAUCCACCCAGACUGUCAGCCCCCAAGGCAGAACACAGGUAGUGGGCUCUGCGGGCAGCCUCAGGCCAGGGGCCCUGACAUUCUGCAACAGAAACAGCCUAACAGCUUCCCUAGCAUGGCUGCCAUAUGUGGCCUGCCCUCCCUGGCCAGCCCACUCCACAGCCCACAGGACCAGAGGUGCCCAGGCCGCAUUCUGGACCUGAGCCAGAUCAGGGUGGAGCCCGCCAGGCUGGAUGCCCAGGCCCAUGCCUCUGUGGAGGACCAGCCUCUGCAGCUCAGCUCAAGGGCUAUAGAGCAGGCUGCACACAGGAGCCAGCUGGACUCAUAGCCCCCUCAGUCCUGCUGCCUGGGAUCACCUGCCAGGAAUUCUGGCCCUCACUUCCAACAGCCAGUGGGAGGGGGCCCACUCUGCAAGUGCCCCAGAAAGCCGCUGCAGCUUCUUGGACCACGAGGGCAUCCUCUGCAACCAGCAGGAAGUGGGACCUCCCAGGCCAGCAUGGCUGAGACCCACCUUUGGAACGGUCUUGUGUCUUUGUGGUCACACUCAGGAGAGCCUAAGACCCAAAUCUCCACCCUUUGUCCCCGAUGUGAGGACUGUACUGGGGGGCAGGGGGUGGCAGGACUCAGUGGGGCGGGGCAUUUUAACAUGGAGGCAUCCACAGCUGAACCCACCAGCUCAGCCAGAAUAGGUCCCGGGCAGCCCAAGGCCAAGGACAAUCGCAAAGCUUCUAGCGCUCUCAAAAUGUGCCUCACCGACUUUCCCACCAAAAAAUGAAGCGUCUAAACCCAGAUGUGAAGUAGCCACAUUUGGCCACUCCUCAUACAGCAUGUCAGAGAGAGGAGCUCGGGUUUGAAACUGAUGGGAUGGAAAUGGUACAUAUUAUAAAGGGUACAUAUUGUGCUGAUAACUCUGCACAAGGGUUGAGAGUGAUAAAUGUGAGUGGGGAGUCUGAGGCUCAGGGGUAGGCGCUUGAGACAGGGGUAGGGGGCUGCAGAUGAGCUUGGGAGUGCCCACUUGCCCCACCCCAGCCUGCUCUCCACCCCCAGGAUGAGCAGCCACAGCCUUCGGGACCCUGAAGGGCUUCUCUGAGGGAAUUGGAAGCAGAACCAGCCAUCUCAGCAAGAGCCUUGAACCAGCAGAUGCCAUGCAUUCCUGUGCAACCUUGCCAGGGCUGGCCAGACCCUGCAGACUCUGGCCGAUGGGUGUUCUCUGUCACAAAGCAUCCCAUCCAAACAAUGACUUCCCCCAGCUUGCAUUCUCUAACUGAGGUACAGGUGGCAAGAUACUCUUGGGGAAGAAGCUGACUGAUUCUCCACACUGCCAUUCUUGCCCUCCAUGCUUCCAAGCAUUCCAGCCUCCUGCUUCAUGAAGGCUCACCUUUGAAUGAGGCUGUAUCCCCCAACCCCUCGAAAGCCACAACAUUCAGAAUCACAGAGGGAAAGGUGGCUCGCACCUCAGGAAGGGCAGGUGUCUGUUUGGCCAGCCUCAGGGCAGCAGGCCAGCAGCCAGCCCCUUGCCAGGGUUCCCUACGAUUAGAUCCUGCCUCAGCUGCCCUGUUGUGGUGAGGUGCCAGGCGGGGGUGGGGGGUGCGUGGGGGGGGAGUAUGCCACAGGCAGCUAUGAAGCUUUUUCUAGAAGAGAGGCCAGCCUAGAAAGGGGGCAGGCCCAGUGAUGAGGGAGGAAUUCCAGAUGAAGGGAUGCAGUCUGGCAAGCUGACCACAGGCUGGGGCCUCUCCUGAUUGUCUGAGGCUUUGUUUCAGGCUAGAACACGCUCCACGGCCCUCAUUAACACCUGCUUCCUGGGGCCCACUGUGUGGAGGAUGCAUGCAGCACAUGGGAGGUUCAAAAGGGCAUGACAGGGCUCCUGACCAGGCCCAUCGAGACAGGACACAAGAAGGUCAGGGCCAGCCUUUCUGGGAAGCCACACUUGACCCUUCCUCCCAGGACUGCCACAAGUGGUCACGACAGCGUUAUUGGGCCUAGAUGGGAGCAGGUGACAUGUGGAGUAGCUCGCUGCAUCCCUGCAGCAAUCGGAAUGCAGCUGCUCUCCUGGUUUCUGACAUGGAAACCGAGGCCAGGGUGCGGAUGUGGCUUGCCCAUGACACACUCGGGCAGUGUGUGGGACUGAUGGUGUCUGAGCCGAACCCCGACUCCUAGGGCCCAGCUCUCGGUAGGCUCCUGCCAUGAACACCCCUCUCGAAGCCUCCUCUCCUCCCUUCUUUUAGGGCACAGGUGUCUGGGUUCCAGGAGUGCAUCUCCGUUACUUUAUACCGCACCUGAGCAGAGCAAGUGCUCAGUAAAUACUGUUACAAGAAUGAAAUAUCAAAAGGUUGUACAUGGUUUUCUGAUUUCUUGUUGCCUGUGGGCCUUGUGUCUAGAGAGCAGCAGAGUUGGGUUUAACCUGGCAGAAGUUCUGAUGGAGACUUCCUUGAUGUGACACAGUGACUUCUGAAGAUGUGGAAGAACCAGCCUGGUCCAAGAGCACUGGGAAGGGCAGGAACCAAAGUGGUCCAGGUCAGGAGAGGCCUGGAGUCAGGAGGGCAGUACCAAAGGGGACCCAGGACUCAGAGUCCAUGGUGAAGCAGGUGCACGGUGACCCAACAGCAGGGCAGCAGAAACAAGGACUUAGGACCAUGCCUACUGGGAGGAAAUAUUGCCCAGUGCCUCUCAAUCUGGGGAGCAUUUUAGGCAAUCCCAGCACUGCAGAGAUUCUCACUCAGCAAUCUGGGGAGUGGUCCCAGCAGUGGUGUGCUAGGCACCCUGCUGGGAGAGUGAAAGAGGCUGUGUGAUCUUCCUCUUGUGUGCACUGAGUCAAGGGUCCCUCAGCCCAUCUCUUUCUGCACCCCACCCCUCAGGCUGCCCUCCCCAGCAAGAUGGGUCCAGGCAAUGCCAUUCUGACUGGGCUUCACAGUCCUCAAGGAUGUCCUCGAGGUGACGCACUGGGAGGAAGAGGGGAACUUCAGGGUCCAGCUCCUGGGACAGGUGCCUAACCCAGUGAUGGGUGUGGAAGAGACCUGCUUGGGGCAUUUUCAUAACUCUGGUCAAUUUCCAGCCCUCUCAUUCACACGUGGCUGUAGAGGUUAUAGAAGAUUUUUCCCAUGUAAAGUAAAAUCCUGAGAAGUAGGUCCAGUUGUCCCCAGCUCACAGAUGUCCCAGGGUAACACAGUGGUGGGGGAGCUGGGGUUCACCCUGGAGCCUGUGCACUGUGCUUCUGCCCUUCCAACCUUCUGAAGUUGAGUUAGAAAAUGGGAAGGUACCCAGGCAGCCUUCCAGCUGGGGAAGGCCUGGGCCCUACAGCAGGGUGGCCAGGGUGGACCAGGAGGGCAGGGAAGAGAGCAGAAGGUGCUGGAAAGAAGAAGGAGGUGAAGGCCAGCACAGGUUGGGGAAAUGCCUGCCAACUACAUUGGGGGUGCUUCUUACCUUUCCUGGCUCUUCAGUUUAUUUAUUUGUUUGUUUGCUUAUUUAUUUAUUUAUUUUUAUAAAAUGGGGACAAAUAUACAGAAUACAAAACUCAAAUGACACAGAAGGGAGAACAAUGAAAAGUGAGUCUCCUCCAAUUCCUCUAUUACCCCCUGUUGUUUUGAAUCAAAAUUAAUACCCACUUACUACAACCAAUUCAAACAAUGCCAAGUGCAGAGCCUCCUCUUCCCUGUCCUUCUUGAACAUUGGGUGUGUCCUCAGACCCUUUCUCUGCCCAUGACAUAAACACACAUGGACUUGAACCUUUUUUCUUACUGCACACCAUAUCACAGAUGUCUUCCUUGAGCUUAGCAGGCACCAGGAGCACGCAGGUUCUCCAUUCUCUUGAAAGCUGCACAGCAGUCUCCUGUAGGUGGCAAGUAAUUUAAACACUCUCCUGUUGAUGGAUAAUCAAGUUAUUUCCCAUUUUUGCUGUUACAAACAAUGCUGCACGCACUCCUUUUUCUCCUAAAUGUUCUCUCUGAAAGUCCUCCCCAAAACUAUAAAAGUGAAAUUUAACAAGGAACAGAUGUAUUUUUUAAAAUGAACAGUGCAUCCUGCUUCUAUGUCUCCACCCCAAUGCCCACCUACCUUAAGGGCCUGAUGUUAAUGGCCUGGGCUCCAUGCUCAUACAAACAUACUACACACCCCCAUCUUUGGAAGGGGAGAGGUGAGUUCUUUUGUUAUUAUGUAUAAGGCCUUAAAAGUUGUCAUUCCCAUCCUUACAACAAGAAAAAUGUGGACAACCUGAAAAUCCAUGACUUUCCUUGACUCAUCAGAGAACAGAGGUCACAGAGCAAAUAACUCCUCUGAAGCCUGGAGGCAAAGGUGCAUCCAGAGAAAUGAGGCAACCAAGACCUGGUGCAAGAUGCCAAAGAACUGGUAGGAACUGUUCAGGAGUCGUUUUGACAAGUGGCUGUAGGCUGAAUAAGAAGCUAUAAGGGGCUGGGCACUAAAGGGGGGCUCACACUUUCAUGGCUUUCCUCCAGGAACCACACUGUGUUUUCAGGGUGAGGACAAAAGACCCCCUCAUGGGCUUGGCAAAGGAAGAAGAGUAGCCAUUGUGAAACCCUCCAUAACCUUCUCCCUAACAGGCCUAUGUAAAGGGGAGAGGCUUCCCCAGGGGACUAUUCUGAAGACUUUUCCAAGCUGAAGGAAGGCACUCCACCCGACCCCUGUCAUCUCCAGCCUUCCUGUCUCACUUAAGAAAAAGAAAUAUAGAUAGAAAGAAAGAUAAAAAGAAAAGGACAGUUAACCAGAAAAGGACUCCAAAAUACAAAACUGGAAAUGGUGGGCCAGAAGGGACUAGGGUUUUGGAAGGCUUAACCCCACCCUGGGGGCACAGGCCCACAAAAGACUGAGACUGAUUAGAAGCUUAGAAGAUAAGGACACAUUCUCUCCCUCCUGACUAACCCCAUUACCACACUAAUAAGCCUCCAGUAAUAAGAACUGUGGAUUAAAACUAAAAGAGCUACAAGACAAAGACUCUCUCUAAAGAUCAGAACAAAAGGAAGCCACAAAGAAAAGAAGGGAGGAAAAAGUAAGCCCACUAGAGUAAUAUGAAGCCUCUGGUGCCUAUAGUUAUAAGAAAUAUUAAAGCAGCCCAACUCUUAGCCAGAUUAACAUAAAUCCUCACACUAAAAGCCUAUUUACCUCAGUACCUAUUACCCUAUACAAUGUCUGGCUUUCAACAAAAAAUUAUAAAGCCUGUUAAAGCCAAGAGUAAACAAUGUCUGAGGGACAAAGCUAUUGCCAGAACCAGUCACAGAUGUUGGAAUUAUCACAUAAAGAUUAUAAAAUAAGAUUGAUUAAUAUGUUAAGAGUUCUAGUGAAAAAAGUAGGCAAAAUGCAAGAACAAGUGGUAAUAUAGCUGACAGGAAGAAUUCCAAGAAAGAAAUCCAAAGAAUAUGCUAGAAGUCAAAAACACUGCAAAUUAAAUGCAGAAUUAAACAUGGCUGAGUAAAGAAUCUGCAAGCUUUAUUAGAAAAUACUUGAGACAAAUAAAAAGAGACACAAUAUACCAAAACUUACAGGAUGCAGAGAAAGCAGUGCUAAGUAGGAAAUUUAUUGCUACAAUGCAUACAUUAAAAAAGAAGAAAGAUCUCAAAUCGAUAACCUAAAUUUAUAUUUUAAGGAACUAGAAAAAGAAGAAUAAACUAACCCAUAGCCAGUAGAAGGAAAGAAGCAAUAAAACUUAGUGGAGAUAAAUACAAUAGAGAAGAGGAAAAAAAAUAAAACAGGAAAAAGUCAUCAAAACCAAAGUUGAUUUUUUGAAAAGAUCAACUAAAUUGACACACAUUUAGCUUAAACUGAGUAAAAAAGAGAGAAGACUCAAAGUACUGAAAUCAGAAAUAUAAGUGGGGAUAUCACCACCAAUUUUAUAAAAAUAAAAAAGAUAAUAAGAGAAUGCUAUGAACAUUUAUAUAU